CCCAGGGGCGCAUAGAGGAGAGCUGGUGCGCGCUCUUGGUCCACUUUUACGCAUCACUAACUUCUCAUUGUCACCCAUCCCGGAGCAGCGCAAUGCUGUGCGGCGCUUUCCCGUAACAAGACCCACGAGGAAAGCCAUUUAAAACCAUUCCCCCCCCCACCCCCCACCUCCGCCACCAACUCAGAUUGAAGCAGCCGCGUGGAGCACCUUGGUCAUGGGUGCGCACCAACGGAGCUCCGCGCGUUUCGGAUGUGUCCUGUCACUGUGCGGAUGUUUGGCCUUGCUGUGCGGGGUGACGGUGCCUCGAGUGGAGGCCGGCUGCCGGGAGCGGGACAGCCCCAACUGUUGCACCGGGCGGAACAACGACUGCUUCGAGUACACGCGGAGGAAGACGGUGUGCUACUGCGACACGUACUGUCAGAAGACCGGAGACUGCUGCGACGACUACCAGAGUGUGUGCCUAAUAUCUGCAGCCAUCGACUGUACGGUGGGCUCCUGGGGUCCCUGGUCACCGUGUACGUCUCCGUGCGGGGUGGGAAGCACGGAAAGGAGUCGCCAAGUGUCCGUCCCGCCUCGAAACGGGGGGACGCCUUGCCCGGACCUCAAACAGCGCCGCGGCUGCUUCGGAAACAACCAAAUAUGCAGUUCGGCGAAAGACGUUGCGAAGAUCCUUCCGGAUUCCUUCAAGAGGAACUUUAAGGAUCCUUGGAGGAGGCCUCACAUGCUAGUGAAGGAGGAGAAGGCCAGCUAUUGUGUGUAUUUGAGGGUGAAACAAGCGAGUGCGGCUUGCAAACUGAAACUGUGGAGUGCCCAGCUGGUGAGAGAGAGGCUGGUUUGCGCAGAGUGCCAGAGUGACGCCAUGUCCAAGUCAGAGCGAUGUGGAGGAGACGGCCUGGAGGGCACCAGAACCUUCUGGUCCGCAGCUUCCGCCGUAGGCUGCCACGGGUCAUGGGUGCGAGAGUCGUCGUCCCAAGUCUGCCGAUGCCCCCCUUACUCUGUCCUCUUUGUGUGAGCACCACACGUCCACGUGGAAGGAGCCACCGCAUUGUCCUCGACAGCUCCUGCAAAAAGUCCCGGAUGGGUUUACUCAAGGAGAUCAGCAGCAUCCUGCCACUUUUUUUUUUUUUCCUUUUUUUUUUUUUAAUCAUCCACCUCAUAUUCUGUACUGUAUGGCUUACUCCACACGCAGCUAACCUUGCAAAUAACAUUCAAAAUUGUACCGCCACCUAUUUUUUCUUCUCCAAAGCACAGCAACCACUGUAUAUUUUCACCUCCCUGCUAUCUACCUCCAUAAAUGCAAGUGCGUUUUAAUAAUGCGUCAUGUAUAAAUAUGCAGAAAUAUAUGAUUUAGCUUUAUACAUUUUCUACUCUCGAUCGCCAUGUGGUUUUUUUUUUGUAUCGACGUGAUUUUACACCAAACGGCAGCGACUGCGCUAACAUUAAGACCCCAUUGGCUGCUUCUGUGCCCAACGUUACAGUGGAACCUCUAAAACAAGUCAGAAUCGGCAAAGGGAGAGCGAUCGGAGAACAGGGUCUGAUUUCUGGUCAACAUAAUGAUGACAAAAAAAAAAGAAGUGUGGAGUCAACUGUGUUUCGUUUUGACUCAGCUCCCAGGUGCACAGUCGUCGCCAUGUCUUCUCAUUGGCCAUCAAGGGUGAGUACACCUUUUAUUGUUUAAUUCGAACUGCUUUUGACUUCUUUUGACAAAAACCGUGACAAAAAGUCGCAGCGAUUAUGCUUUGAAUCUCGAUAUCAACAUCGCUCAAAGCGCAUAGAGGUUCCACUGUAUUUCUAUUCACCUAAAAGCAAAAAAAAAAAAAAAUCAGGAAUGAGCAGCAAUUUCUCAGGUGUUUCAAUAUUGUUUCCUGACCCUUUACACGACCUUUCCGGCGGCCGCGGCAGCCUCAUUUACCCAAAAUGUCGUUUGUGAAGCUCCCACGCCGGCCGGGCCCAGCUGCCAGCGGCUCAAUAAAUGUUCGAAGAGUUGGUUAGUUAGUUUUACAAGAGUGCUAGUCGGCAAGUGUAAGAUGCGGCUGAAUAAAUAAUCACUCCGUCCCACUAUUGACAGACAGCCUGGAUGCCUCAUGAUGUACUGGCAGAUUUUGUUACCAGGCAACCAUGGCAAUCACCGCUUUCCCUUUUGUUCCACCCCAUUGCAUUUUCUUACGACCACCCAAUUGUGGAAAUAGGGCUGCCAUGGCUGUUGGAUACGGUGUGCAAAUGUAGCCAAACCAUCCAGGCCUAAUUACCUUUUUUUUUUAUUGAUGACACUUAAAGGUCAGACACAGCACUUCUUCUCUAUACUUGUGGGGUUUUGUGUUCGUGCGUGUGUGUGUGUUUUCUUUUCCUUGGAAGAAAUAGCAGAUUAACAUAACAUUCCUGACUUGAACAACACAGGUCAUUCAAGCGCAGGAAUUCCAAAUACCACACGCACGCACACACACACACAUACUCGCGCACCUACACACAUACCAGAAAGUUCCUUAAAGUGGAAAACUGUGAUUUGUUGUUCUCUCGCUACACAUUUGUGUAUUUCUUUAUUUAUUAUAAAACAAUGACUUUGUUAGCGCAGCGCAGAAAUCCUUUGUACCCUGACCAUUAGUGAAAAUAAACAAAUAUAACUGUCAUAUAUUUUGUUGUUGUUUUGGCCUGGAAACACUUCUGCGAGUUAUUUUUCUGAGUGAAUGAACGUUUUCGGUUUAAAGGGACCUUGUCUGCUUGUUUUUGCUCGGUCAUCCACUUGAACUUCACCUUCAGUAAUCUUUACCUGACAACUACACAACUGGCCUCAGUCAGCACAACUCUUCUCUCUUUCUGCACCAGCACCCUCAGCCCCCCCCCCCUUUCCCCUUAGCCACUACUGCUAACCCGCCUUCCAAAGGGCAGGAAGGCCCAUCUCUGGCUCGUUGCCUGAUGGGCUCCGACAGCAGUGUGUUCUGGGAUUAGGCGGCGUGAAAGGGGGGCAUUCCAGUACCAGCGGCCUUUGUGACACUGUUUGGUUUUGACAAGACAGCUGUUCAAAGGCCUCUUGACCCCGUGCACGGCGUGAAGGGAAAGCAUUCAGGGGUGACUUCCGUUUAUUGUUUUUGUUGGUGGUGGUUGUGCCAUGACAGUAGUCACCACCUGUAUUUGCAUCACCUCUUUCUCGCCAUCAUCUUCUACUCAUCUGUCCAUCCUUGUGUGUGUUUUUGUAAUAUUUUUAUGAAUACUGUAUUGUAAUAUAACAAUAUACAACUAAUUUUGCAUGAGUGCAGUAUUACUACAGCUGCCAUAUUUUGUAUUGUGCUGAUUUUAAAUGUCAUUGUCCGGAUUAAACAGUCCAGUGGGAAGUCAA
Syngnathus acus (greater pipefish) is the source of this 3334-nucleotide messenger RNA. RefSeq names its product somatomedin-B and thrombospondin type-1 domain-containing protein. Lineage: Eukaryota; Metazoa; Chordata; Actinopteri; Syngnathiformes; Syngnathidae. Bases 215 to 1012 code for a protein of 265 amino acids. The transcript has 5 exons. The record is from RefSeq and is a predicted model, not a curated record.